AUGCAAUUCAGGUCAAAGGCCUGAGGAGGAAAGAGAAAACAAGUGAAAGGGCAUGCCAAUGAUUCAGUAGAAAGAGUAGAUAGGCUACAUCUAAUUCAGUUCGUUGUAGUUGUUACUGAAAACUUAUUACUAAAAGGAAAUGGAUUGGACUGGAACAAUUUUAAUUGUAUUACUAUUUAUUCUUGCAAUUAUGUUCCUUUUGCAAAAGGGAAGUUUCUGGAAUAACAGCUGCCCCAAUCUUCCCCCAGGACCCAGGACUAUACCCAUUUUGGGAAACCUGCACAUGAUGGAUCUAAAGAGGCCUUACAGAACAAUGAUCAAGUUGUCCAAAAAAUAUGGUCCUGUUUUCCGCCUCAGACUGGGAUUCCAGGAAAUGGUGGUGCUGACUGGUUAUGAGACAGUGAAAGAGGCUCUAGUGAACCAGGCUGAUGCAUUUGCAGAGAGAGCCUCCGUCCCCCUUUUUGAGGAUUUUGCAGAGGGCUUUGGUCUUAUUUUUUCUCAUGGUGAGAACUGGAAAACAAUGCGACGAUUUACAUUGUCCACAUUACGGGACUAUGGAAUGGGCAAGAAGACUAUUGAAGACAAAAUCAUUGAAGAGUGUAAUGUCUUGACAAAAACAAUUCAGACUUAUGCAGGAAAUCCCUUUGAGAUCCAAACAGUUGUGACUCCUGCUGUUUCCAACAUCAUAGUUUCUAUUCUACUUGGGAAGCGCUAUGACUAUGAAAAUGCCACAUUUCUACGACUUCUGAAGAUAAUCGGUGAAAAUCUACGUCUUUCAGGGUCCCCCAAUAUAUCGGUAAUCUAAUAUGUUGUUCGAAGAAAAAAAUGCAUGUAGUAUAGG
This is a messenger RNA of Thamnophis sirtalis, 841 nucleotides long. NCBI's taxonomy places the organism in Eukaryota, Metazoa, Chordata, Lepidosauria, Squamata, Natricidae. The record is from RefSeq and is a predicted model, not a curated record.